Messenger RNA from Hyposmocoma kahamanoa, 2560 nucleotides. Its product is annotated as zinc finger protein 3 homolog. Gene Ontology annotation, biological process: regulation of transcription by RNA polymerase II. NCBI's taxonomy places the organism in Eukaryota, Metazoa, Arthropoda, Insecta, Lepidoptera, Cosmopterigidae. The transcript is spliced from 13 exons. Bases 16 to 2073 code for a protein of 685 amino acids. The record is from RefSeq and is a predicted model, not a curated record. Gene Ontology annotation, molecular function: RNA polymerase II transcription regulatory region sequence-specific DNA binding; zinc ion binding; DNA-binding transcription factor activity, RNA polymerase II-specific. Gene Ontology annotation, cellular component: nucleus.
UGAUAGUAUUUAAACAUGGAACAGCUUAAAGUUUGCCGAAUUUGUCUAAUAACAGACGUUAAAAUGUAUAAUUUGCAAUUGUCCCCAUUGGUAACGUACUUUGAACCGAUUAUUGGACUAAAUCCACUAAGCACAAUGGAGCUACCACCAUAUGCCUGCUACGAGUGUGCCACACUUCUUAAAAAAUACUACAAGUUCAGGGAGAGAUGUCUUAUAGGACAAUCUGUACUUUACGGCAUGCUUCAAACUACUGGACAGAUAACAUCACAAGAUAUAAAACAAGUGGACAGGCAAGAACUGAAUUUAGCAUCACCAUUAGCAAAAUCAAAUAUAUCAACUACAAACCCAAAAGCCUACACAAAUGACAACUCAGAACUAAUCAAGAACGAACCAGAUGACAUCAAAGACUCCACCGAAUCCAUGUCUGUGAAAAAUGAAGACAGUUGCGAUGUUCCUUUCGAUAACAUCGUGUCCAGUGAUGAUGAUGAACCAUUGUCAUUGCAUAAGAGUAUGAAAGAGAAGGAGAAGAAAAAAGGAAAAUCUGGGCGGAAGAAGAAGGAGGAUGUAGUGGAAAUAACAGACAAUGUAAUACCUUUCCCCCAAGAGUUAUCCACUGAACCUGAGUGUACAGAAAUACAAACCCCCGCAGUUCCAGUCAAAAAAAAACGAGGUCGGCCAAAAAAGACUGACGUACCCAAAACAGUGGCUAAAAAGGAAGAAAAAAAGAAAUCUCGGAGAACAACAAAUACAGGCGGAGUGUCGGAGGAUGACAAUUCUGUGGACUUGGAAGAUUACGCCACAGUUGUCAAGUUAACAUUUGAAGAGCAGUUGGAAGAGAUAAAGAAGCGUGAGCAGUCGUCAAAUUACCAGAACGCGCCGUUCCAAUGCAGUUUAUGCUACAAAGGCUUCAUCGAUACUCGUGCUUGGGAACAUCAUGUUGGGAAACACGACCCGAGUGCUGGUGACAUCGAGUGCCCAAUCUGUAAGUUCCGCUUCAAGACGAAACGAAAGCUGCAGAAGCACGCCGCUAAUCACGAGAAGAAGUAUGCUUGCAAGUCCUGCUCAUAUGUCUCUAAAACCACAACUCAAGCGAAACAGCAUCAUAGAUGGCACAAAGGGGUCACAUUUAAAUGUCAAUUCUGUGAUGAAAUAUCAACCAAAUGGACGUCGUACCUGAGCCACGUGCGCAUCAAGCACCCGUCGGAGUUCAUCUGCGGCGUGUGCGGGUACUCCUUCGUCAGCAAGCUGGGGCUGGCCAUGCACAGGACCAUGAUGCACAAGGACCUCGAGAAGACUGAAUCGGUAGAGGGCCUUGAAACAGGCCCAUACUGCCAGGAGUGCGACGUCAAGUUUGUCUCGGUGGAGGCAUAUAAACGACACAUGGUUAUCUCCGCCAAGCACGUGAAGAAUAACGAUUUCAAGGGCUGCAAAGUGUGUGGCGAGACGUUCAAGAACCAAGAGGAAUUAAGGGUGCACCACAGAAAGGAGCAUGCCAGGAAACGACCCAAGAACUACGGCAAGAAACCUUCCAACAUGACCUGGCCUGCCAACUGUGAACAUUGCUCCGAGGUGAUACCGAACGCGCGCGAGUUUUGGGUGCAUUUCCGUCGAGUGCACCCCGACAAGAGCUACCCCAUCCAGAAGAACUAUGUCUGCGACAUCUGCGGGAAGAGUUUCCGGGGCAACGCCUUCCUCGUAUACCAUAGACGUACACACUUCGAAGAGCGCGCGUACAAAUGCACGCUAUGCCCGAAGGCAUUCUUCAACCGCACAAACCUGCAAAUGCACGAAAAAGUGCACUCAGAGAGUCGACCGUAUCCGUGCGAUAUUUGUCUGAAGGCUUUCAAAUGCAAAGGAGCUUUGGAUCGGCAUUAUAGGAGUCACACCGGCGUGAAGCCCUACGAAUGCGAAGUGUGCGGCAAGGCGUUCGGACAGUCGAACUCGCGCAAACUCCACGUCAGAACCGUCCAUUUACGCCAGCCCGCACCAUAUUUGUCCAAGAACAGACUGGAACGGCGCCGGCAAAACCCCCCACCGCCUAAUACUACUAACAACCCAUAUUUUCUUUAUUGAUUUUAUUUAAAUGAACACAAGUCAGUGCUUGUCGACAUACACGACAGUCAACUAUACUAAAAUGAUGUUGAAUAUAUAGGAAUGUUCCAUACUUUCUUAGAUGCCAAAAGACGUCAGGGAUCAGCGUGAAAGGCCAGGGUAGAGGGUGGAGAAACAUUCGAUGUGGUUUGUUGAAAAUUAGGAAUUAUAAAAGUAACAGAGGGGCGCGCGUAAAUGCAAAAUAACUUGCCAUUCCGUAUUUUUUUUAACUGACGUUAGGCGGGGACCAUUCUCUCGAAUUCCAAUUUCAAAACAGUAUUUGUUUUUUUGUUGGCGCUUCGGGCGCGGUUACAAUUGGUCGUCGAUAGACCGUUCAACUCUUUGAGUAAAGUUCUUGGUUAUUUCCUCGAUGGGUUCGACCAAUCAAAUGGUAACCACAAUAAUGGGUAAUUUUUUUUAAAUUAUAAAUAGUGGAAAUAUGUCUGAAAAGUUGCAAAAAUAUAAUUCG